Stomoxys calcitrans (stable fly) is the source of this 1811-nucleotide messenger RNA. RefSeq names its product serine protease snake. The record is from RefSeq and is a predicted model, not a curated record. Bases 252 to 1568 code for a protein of 438 amino acids. Gene Ontology annotation, biological process: proteolysis. NCBI's taxonomy places the organism in Eukaryota, Metazoa, Arthropoda, Insecta, Diptera, Muscidae. Gene Ontology annotation, molecular function: serine-type endopeptidase activity. The transcript has 9 exons.
CCCUAAUAUCCAUAUGUUAGCAGAUUUUGUUUCAUAUGUCUAAAAAAGAACCUAGAUUUAAACAACAAUGGCAAAAGAACCCAACAUCAAAACAAAGCGAGGCAGAAAAAAACAAUCAAUUGAGAAAGUUCGCACAUUUCUCAUACAGACUCCGAAUGGUAAAGAUCACUGUUAUCACAUCGCGUAGUAGUAGCGGUAAACUGAGUCAUUUAACAACGUAUACAAUUAAUUAAAGCAGAAAUUGUUUGUAAAUGAUUCGUCAAAUCUUGUGUGCGAUUGUUGUUACAGCAUUGUGUGCACUUCCGACAUCGGGACGUAAGCAGGUUCACCGUGACGAUGUGGAUAUACAUACUCAAUAUCAUUCAGCAGCUUCCCCCAUAAUCUAUGACUAUUUGGGCAAUUGUUAUGGAACUUCAUUUAGUUUUAGGGGUCGUUGUGUAGCCUACAAUCAAUGUCCUAGUGCUGUACUAAAUUGGCAAUAUUAUCAUCAGAUGCCAUUCAAUUGUUAUUAUAGGGGCACAGAGAAUUUUAUUUGUUGUCCUGAGGCUUAUGUAACGACGACAACGGCUGCAAUACAAAAGCCAUUGUUUUAUCCUUCGCCCACAAAUCCUUUUUUGCCUAGUGGCUAUGGCAACUAUGACACUCAAGAGCAACGUAUUAGUGAACAAGAAUGCUCUUCCAUAUAUCAACAAAAAUCAAAAUCUAAACGACGUCAUAGAUCGAAAAGAUCAGAAACUAAUACUACCGCCAAUGGUAUUCAGCCCAGUAUAACCGAAGAAGAAGCAACAUCUGAGCCCGUUGAAGAGGAAGUUAUUGUAAAGAAAAAAUUGGAUGAUAUCGAAAUAGUUGGUGGGAGCCAAACCUAUCAAAAUGAAUUUCCCUAUAUGUGUGCUCUUGGCUGGCGUAAAUCAUCUUCCAAACAUGCUGAUACUUCGUAUAAUUGUGGAUGUGUGUUAAUAGCACGAAAAUACGUAAUAACCGCUGCCCACUGUGCCACUAUAGGGGGGGAAUCCCCUUCAGUGGUUCGUUUGGGUGGUGUUGAUUUGGAAGAACGCCAUGCUGAAAUCAUUAAAAUAAAACGCAUCACCCAACAUCCUAAUUAUGACUCCAAUAUGGCUUACAAUGAUAUUGCUGUGGUUAAGAUGGAGAAGAGUUCUAGAGAACAACCUGCAUGUUUGUGGUCGAACGAAGGAUUGCCUCAACAAAUUCUAACGGCCUUGGGCUAUGGACAAACAAAAUUUGCCGGACCAUCAUCGAAUAGUCUUCUCAAAGUACAACUAAGUGUUUUGACCAAUGAGAAUUGCAAUUCUUACUAUAAAUCUGGAGACAAAUUGGCGCAUGGCAUAGAUGCUGGACAAAUUUGUGCAGGUGAUGCCCAGGGAAAAAGAGAUACAUGUCAGGGUGACUCUGGUGGACCCUUACUAAUGUAUGUUGCCAAAUAUAAUACCUAUGUACCCUACAUUGUGGGUCUUACGUCAUUCGGAGAAGGCUGCGCCACAGGAGUGCCCAGCAUUUAUACUCGGAUAUCAAAUUUCAUCGAAUGGAUAGAAGAAGAAGUAUGGAAUUAAUUACAGAACACAAUAGGGAAAUAAUAAAAAGAAGAUUAUGAUAAGAGAAAAAUGUUGAAAUUAAAAAUGAAACCAUUUUCAAAAUCAUAUUUGAGAAACUUUUUAAAAAUUUGACAUAUUUGAAUUUUUUUUACAAAAUGUUAAAUAAAAAACCUGAAACUCCCAGGCUAGGCCUCAAAAAUAGUUCAUUAUAAAAAAACUCUUUGGCAUUAUCAAUAGAAUUUGAAAUUAUUGUUAAAACUA